CAGUCUCUCACUGACCAUCACAAAGUGUUGUUAUUGUAUUUAUAUUUAUAUUUUUUUUUCUAUUAUUUUACUAAAAUUUCAUUGAAUAAUCGUGUGUACAUUUUUUUAUAUCAACAAAAAAUAAUAAUUAGUGAGUUACUCAUAAAAUUGAAACAGUUAUUAAAAUAUACAUGACAUUUAAAUAAAUUAUAUCUUUUUAAUAUGAAUUAUAUUUGACGUUUUAUGUGAUGUUUUAAUAAUUAAUAAUUGAAUAUUAUUAAUGAGUGUCAAAAAAAUAAUGUGGACGCAAAAAUGGGAAACUUAGCCACUGUGGUGAAAUUAAGUGUUGCAGUUUUGUUUGUGGAUUAUGUCCAGGCAAUUGAGGUGAAUCAAUCACAAGAAUGUAUCGAGACAUCGAGUGGAUGUUUGUGGUGUCGAGGAACAACCUGUGCUCGUUGUGCAGUUUUACAUCAUCGUGGAAAUUGUGUAGAGACUUGUCCACCAGGUCACAUUGCCGAUUGGUCAACAAAAGACGAAUAUAUGGGAAAAAUUUGUCGUGAAAUUGGCUAUAUGUUUGGUUUAAGUGGUAAUCAAAUUGCAAUUAUUGUUGGUGUUAUAUCUGGAGUUGUAAUAUGUUUAUUUGUUAUACUUUGUGGUGUAAUUAUAAUUCAUCGAAGAAAAAAAAAAACAGCUAAAUUAAUGCGACAAUAUGAAGAUAGCGCUGAGAGAAGAGAAUUUCUCAAGCAUCUUGGAACAUUGAGAAGUGAGGCAAAUACAUUUCUUGCAAUGUUAAAUGACACGAGAAGACAAGUCAGGGAAUUGUAUUAUUCUGGUAAUAAUGGUGAUGGUGCUGUUGGAGUUCAAGCCUACAGACCGGUGCUACGAGACCUUGCAAGAAUUCUUGUUCUUGUUAAUAGAAAAGACGAGGAAAUAUCACAACCACCAAGUGACUGGCAACGAUUAUUAGCAUGGGCUGAACGUCUUCUUCGACGAUACAAAAAACACUCAUCACCUGAGGUGGCACAACUGGUGACAUUUCUUCAACAACCAUCAUGCCAAUUGACAAAUCAAACAAAUCAACAAAUAGCCAUAACACAAGCAUCACAAACAUACGAAAUGCGUGCAACACCAACAAAUUUAACAACAUUCCAAGCAAAUUCACCAUUGACAACAUUUCAAGCAAGCGACAAAUCAAGUAUAAGUCCAGCAUCAUCAAGUCUUGGUUACAAUAAAGAUAGUCCAAUAUUUUCAACACUUGGACGUAAUUCAUCAUCAAUAUAUAAUGAAAAAUUAAGUCCAUCAAGUUCAACUGUUGCCCAAACAACACCACUUGUUUAUAAUAAUUCAUCAUCAUCACCAAUACUACAAGAAUUAACAAUAUCAGCAUUUAAUAAUCAUUAUAGUCAUAAAAAUAGUGAUAAUACAAAUGGUUCUGGUGCUGAUGAUUCAGAAUAUAAUUAUUUAAAUAGUGAUUUAAAUCCACAAUGGGAAUUUACAAGUCCUACUGAAACAACAAAUUAUACUAUUCUCAAUGAUUGGGCACCUGGACGUGACUACCUCAUUGAUGAUUUUACAACACUGGGAUUUCGACCGCAGGAUGAAAUAACAACUGAAUUAUAGUUUAUUAUAUUUUAUUUGCAAUUUUCUUAUUUAUAACAAAUUAAAUUAAUAAUAUAUAUUUAGAUAAUGAUAAAUUUAGAAAAAAAAAAACAAUCAUCAUGAUAAACAAUUGGUUUUUUUUAAUGAUAAACAAAAAAAAACCUUCAAUUAUAUAAAAAUUUGACUGAAUUUGAUUGUAUUGAUAUUCUUUGAUGAUGAAUUUCUGUUUUUUUUAGAAUUUUUGAUGUAAUUUAAUAAUAAUUUUACGUAAUUUUUAACGAUAUCUGCACUAGUCAAUGUUUUUUUUUCUUUUUUUAAAUAAAUAAACCAUCAUCACUGAUGAUGUGCAGUGUUGUAAAUGAUUUAUGUCGUUUGCUAUUUACACAUAAUCAUUGUUUUUGUUUUUUAAAUAAAUUUUUUUUUUUCAAAUUACAUUUUUAUCGGUGUAUUAUCAACUUUAUAAAUUGUCAGACAUAUCAAUAAGUUUUUUUAUUGUAUUUUUAAAUCAUCAGUGAGAGGUUGGAUGGGAAUUUUUUAUUUGUUUAUUUUUUUGCACGGCUUAGUAUCAAUUUUAGAGAGGCUGUAACAUGUACAAAUUCAUUGUAAAUAUUAUAUAAAUAAUUUUAAUAGUUUUAAUAAUUUUAUUCAAUAUUUGAAUAUCGUACAAUUAAUAAUAAAGUAUACAAGAUAAAAAAAAAUCAAUAUUAUUAUAGAUAUAUUAUAAUUGUCAUCGAAAAAUAAAUUUAAAUUUUCGAAAAAUCAGUGGAUUAUUAUGACAAUGAAAAUUUAAAGUGUAUUAAUUAUUAUUUAGUGAUUGUUUUAUUACUUUUUUUUAAUGUUAAAUAAUUCAUAACAAUUUACUACGUUGACAGUUAAAAUUUAUUGAUUCCUUUUUCUUUGUAUUACGUUGAAGAAAAUACACAGUUAAUUGUGUGAUAAUUUCUAUUAUCUUUAAAAUUAAAAACAGUUUAUAAUUUCCAUUUUACAGAUAAUAUUUUCUCUCGAUGAAUUUUCAUCUUUCAAAUUUUCGCUGUAAACGGAAAUCGCCAUCAUUGGCGCUUGCGUAUAUUAUUUUUUUAUCUCUUUCCUACUCAUCAUUGUCUUUCCCCUCCCGCCAAAUAAAUCCUUUAAAAAAAAA
This is a messenger RNA of Aphidius gifuensis, 2716 nucleotides long. RefSeq lists its product as uncharacterized. Lineage: Eukaryota; Metazoa; Arthropoda; Insecta; Hymenoptera; Braconidae. Bases 292 to 1599 code for a protein of 435 amino acids. The record is from RefSeq and is a predicted model, not a curated record. The transcript is spliced from 5 exons.